AUGCCGCCCGCUACCCCCGGACCGUCGAUGUUCAAGCAGACACUAUCCCUCUCCCGACUCCCCAAGGAAUUCUUUACAUGUCGCCAAUGCCUACAGAAGCCGCUCGCUCCGAUAACUACGCGACAAUGGAUAGGGACAAGCCAAUUCAAAGGCACACCGAAGUAUACCUCUAGCCUUUUGGCUGCGUUUCGGAAGCAGCCCGUGAAACCUACAAUACCAAAGUCCUUUUUCACGACCGCAACGACAACGUCAGAAGCAGCUGUUACAAAAUCCAGAUUUCCCGAUGUUAGCUCCAAGGGUGUUGCGUACUGGCUGCUGGCGAGCGCAGUCAGUGUCUUUGGCAUUGUUGUGUUUGGCGGGUUGACUCGCCUUACUGAAUCAGGACUUAGCAUAACGGAAUGGCGACCUGUAACCGGCUCUCUACCACCAUUGAACGCGGACGACUGGGAGUCCGAGUUUUCUAAAUACAGAGCAUCCCCGGAAUUCAAGCUUCUCAACCCUAACAUGACCCUCCCCGAGUUUAAGUCGAUAUAUUAUAUGGAAUGGAUCCACCGGAUAUGGGGGCGCUUCGUUGGCCUUUCUUUCGUUAUACCGGCCGUCUACUUCGUUGCAACAAAACGAGUUUCAAAACCAAUGAGUCUCCGUCUUGCUGGCAUUGCAGGUCUGAUCGGUUUCCAGGGCUUUUUGGGCUGGUGGAUGGUCAAGUCUGGAUUGAAGGACGACUUGUUCGCACCCGGCAGCCACCCCCGUGUUAGCCAAUAUCGAUUGACCGCCCAUCUAGGCGCUGCUUUUGUCUGCUAUGUUGCUAUGCUGUGGAAUGGUUUGGCUAUUCUACGAUCACACCGUCUCCUUGCGGAUCCAAUCAAGGGGCUAGAGAUUCUCCAAUCGCUGAAAAAUCCCAAACUGGCCAUCUUCCGCCGCUCUGUAGCUGGCCUUGCCCUACUUGUUUUUACCACCGCGAUGUCAGGUGGUCUCGUCGCUGGGCUUGACGCUGGUUUGAUCUACAAUGAAAUCCCAUGGAUGGGUGACGGCCUCGCUCCACCCAAGUCUGAACUACUGGAUGAAUUUUACUCGCGGAAAGAAGACCGAUCCGACCUAUGGUGGAGGAAUAUGCUUGAGAAUCCCUCUUUUGUACAGCUUGACCACCGAAUUCUGGCGAUGACCACCUUCACCUCCGUUAUGGCAUUGUGGGCAUACAGUCGCAUGCCUACCAUGAAGAAGCUGCUCCCCCGCGUGGCAAAGAAAGGUGUCCACGGAGUUGUAGCAUUUACUGCUGUACAGGUGACUCUGGGAAUUAGCACACUUCUUUAUCUUGUCCCUAUUCAUUUGGCAUCUGCCCAUCAGGCAGGCAGCUUGUUCCUCUUAACCUGGGUUAUGGUUCUGGGUAGUAGAAUAUGGCAUCCUUCUCGAACGGCAAGGCUCCUCCAACUUGCUACCAAGGCAAAACCACUGUCUUCUACCUCACAUGCUGCUUCUCUUAUAACAAAGAAGCUGUAA
This is a messenger RNA of Arthroderma uncinatum, 1497 nucleotides long. RefSeq names its product cytochrome c oxidase assembly protein COX15. Bases 1 to 1497 code for a protein of 498 amino acids. Lineage: Eukaryota; Fungi; Ascomycota; Eurotiomycetes; Onygenales; Arthrodermataceae. Gene Ontology annotation, biological process: heme A biosynthetic process. The transcript has 2 exons. Gene Ontology annotation, cellular component: mitochondrial inner membrane. The record is from RefSeq and is a predicted model, not a curated record. Gene Ontology annotation, molecular function: oxidoreductase activity, acting on NAD(P)H, heme protein as acceptor.